Molecule: messenger RNA, 1460 nt
Organism: Dothidotthia symphoricarpi CBS 119687
Lineage: Eukaryota; Fungi; Ascomycota; Dothideomycetes; Pleosporales; Dothidotthiaceae
Product: Clavaminate synthase-like protein
Exons: 4
Coding region: 54-1295 (413 amino acids)
Molecular function (GO): oxidoreductase activity
Source: RefSeq, a predicted model, not a curated record
AACACAAUCCGCACUUCCAAGUCAAUCGACUACAACACUUUCCCAUAUUUGCAAUGGUGGCUGAGCAAUAUUGGACCUCUCCUACCAAGGAGUAUCAAAAGAAAAUUCAGAUUAUUCAGGGUUCUGAUGAGCCUGCGAUCGACUUCCCCCUCAUACUUCAGCCCUCACGCGAAGAACUCUCCAAGGAUGCAAUCCUCAAGGAGGCCCGCGCUCUUGGUGCUCAGCCAUCCGACAAGAAUCUCCAGAGCCCAAUCCGCCAGCUGCUCGAUGCAAAUGGUGGUGCUAUCCACCUCAAAGGCCUACCCCUGAAGACGGCCGAGGACUUCUCAGAGUUCAUGUUCGCCCUCGCAGGGUCCGGCCCUCACGCCUGGAAGCCGCAUGAGCAUACUGGUAUGGAGGUGCUCCGCCGCCCUCAGGCCCCCAACGUGCUCACUGCCAACGAGGGUCCGCCAAGUCACUUUAUUGGCUGGCACAACGAAUACGCCGUAUCUCCAGUACACCCGCAUUAUCUUGCUCUCUAUUGCAAAAUUCCCCCGGCCAGCGGCGGUGAGACCUCUGUCUGCAACUCGAUUGCCCUGUACGACCGCCUGAAGAAGGAUGCCCCAGGCUUCGUCGAGGGUUGCGGCAAGAAGGGCCUUGUGUACCAUAUUCCACACAAUGCAGAUCAGGUCGGCGGUAUUGUCGGUGGUAACGGUCUGUACAAAGAUUCGGCGUUCGGCCCCAAGGGAGACGAGAAGAUGCCCGAGACCGAGGAGGGCAAGCGAGCUAUGGUUGAGCGCAAGAUGCUCGACUUGGCCCACCGCGGUGGCUGGCACAAGGACAUCGACCGAGACGAUGAGACUCUACCUGUUUGGCAGCGCCGCGGCUUCGAGUGGACCUGGCAGGAUAAUGGCGACCUCGACGUCAUUCAUCGUGUUGCUGGCACCCGACAGCAUCCUACCUUGAACAAGCCAGCCAUAUUCAACGCUCUGUCCACCCGCUACACCAACGCUGUGGCUAACGACACUUUCAACGCCCCGUUCACUUUCAAGAAAGAGGAUGGAACCGAGGGUAGUUCGAUCCCCCCACAUUUUGCCGGCCUUGAAAAGGAUGAACCAGUUCCCCGAGAGUGGCUGCAGAAGAUGGACGAAUGGCAGCACGAGCUAGAGUCCAGCAUCGUCUGGGAUGCAGGCGAUGUCCUUCUGGUCGACAACUUCGCCGCACAGCAUGCCCGUUGGGCUUGGGAGGGAGACCGAAAGGUCAUGGCCAGCUUCUGGGACCAACCUGGCAUGGUCAGCGAGCCCAUCAUGUCGUAAACUAGUAUGAUCUAGACUUUUUCUAGAACAUAAUCGUCAAGUACUUGAUAGAUGAGUGUGGACACUCUGGUCCAAAGUGGAGGUAUUGGUAUGAGUACAUGGGUACAUUCGCUUAGUAUUAAAUCCGAAGACAAGGAGUCCAAAUUGUUGACAAAUAUUUUUUAC